Messenger RNA from Drosophila kikkawai, 1236 nucleotides. Its product is annotated as kelch-like protein 40b. Lineage: Eukaryota; Metazoa; Arthropoda; Insecta; Diptera; Drosophilidae. Gene Ontology annotation, molecular function: protein binding. Gene Ontology annotation, cellular component: cytoplasm. The record is from RefSeq and is a predicted model, not a curated record.
UGAAGUGAAUGUGGUUGGGGUUGGUUGUGCCGACAGAAGCGAGUACUUUCAGGAAAUCAAUCGUGCUAUCCAAAAGAAAACCAAUAUGGAUGCUUGGCUAAAACCAGUCUUUGCCGAUUUGAUAGAGAACAAGAAGUUUUCCGACUGCCGCAUUCUCGUGGAGAACGAAGCCUUUGAUUGCCACAAAGUGAUCCUGGCCAGCUGCUCCGAGUUUUUCGAGCGCCUGUUCCUGGGCUCCUUCCGGGAGGCCAAGUCCGAUGAAAUUCGUUUGCAGGAGGUUAAACCGAAAACCUUUGCAAUGUUCAUUCAAUAUGUGUACACCUACAGCAAGGAGAAGCUUAAUGAGUGCAACAACUCCAUGAUAAUGGACCUCCUGAGCUGCGGAACCAGGUGGCUGGUGGAUUCUAUCGUUUCUGAAUGCGUGAAGAUCCUCAAGGGACGGGUUAAUGAUAUGAUGCUCGAUGAUCUCAUCGAUCUUUUCCAGAACGCGCACAACAUCAACCACCAAGAGCUGAUAGAAAUUUCAGUUAAGUUUCUGCGAAGCCGCUUUUCUACGGAUAUGAAUUGCUAUGAUGUCCUGACCCUGACCUCGGAUGUCUUUGAGCAGUACACCAUCAUUACUGGUGGCUACUUGCCCGAGAUCGAGCGGUUCAAGAUGAUCGAGGCCUAUGUCACUGUUAAUGGUCUAAUCGAUUCCGACCCAGCCGAGGCCUCGGAGGUUGAAAUAUACCAUAAGAAAGAGGGCGACAGUGGCAUUGGUGAGUUGGUGGCCGCAAAAACAUUCGCCGAUGACGAUCAAGAGUAUUCCGAUGCGUCUUUCGUUGAGGAAUACGAGGACAAGGAAGAGGAUGAGGCUAAGGAACGUGGCACGGUUGAAAAGAAUAAGAUGAAGAAUACAAAAAUAAAAGUGCUGCACUCGAAAUAUGUAGAAAUGCUGCUGAGCCACAUAAAAUUCAAUAAGAUGAGCAAGACCGAAUUUUACCACAUCGUUGGCAAAUCUUCAUUGUUGACCUUGAAGGAGAAAUACGAAAAUAUGUACCUAACUCAACCAGAUAAACUGGAAUAAUAUCAUAAAGAUUUAUAAAUCUUUAUUAAAUUAAUCUAAAAAACGAUUAUUCGUUGCGUUAUAAAAAUGAAUUCAUUGAAGUAAAAAUGUAAAUGUAAAAUGCAGUAAUUUAUGUUGAACAUAACAAUUGUGUUAUAAAAAUAAAGUAAAAUAUAUACGAAAUGCUAAAU